AUGGAUGCAAUGAUGGGAGCAUAUUUUGAUCGUAGUCUUUUACUUGUUGCACAAAGUAUCCAAUAUUAUAUUGAAGAAGGUUCUUGUCGUACUCAAUUACUUAAUCCAGGAUUAUUUCAAUUAUCAUUUAAUAAAACUAAUUCAAUGAUAGUUCGUGUCGAUUCAAAAAAACCGAUUAGUUUUGUUUUAGAUGUUGAAAAAUUACUCGUUCUAUCGAUUCUUACUUGUGAUAAUAUUGAUAUUAAAUCUAAACGUAUAAAUCAAAUAAUCAAUCGUCCAAGUUUUAUAUUAAAAAUAUAA
Messenger RNA from Rotaria sp. Silwood1, 300 nucleotides. Lineage: Eukaryota; Metazoa; Rotifera; Eurotatoria; Philodinida; Philodinidae. The record is from the annotation of a GenBank genome assembly.